AUGGCGGCACUGCACAAACGCACCGCGAGGAACUUCGAGGACCUGACUUUGGAUUCUGGCUAUGGCGGAGCUGCCAACUCCUUCCGAUCCUCCAACCUGUCCCUGUCCCAGUCCGGCACUGACGUGGCCUCGGGGCCCGGGGGCCGCUGGUGGACACUGCCGGGGUCCGGGGACGGCAGACACAUGGCGAGCUGUGACACCCUGGACACCGGGUUGGCUGAAGGCAGCGAAGGGUUGGAGGGUCCGGAUUAUGGCCCCAAACUGCCUCACCUGGAGGACAUCCCUUGGACUGAAGAGGAGAUACAAGAAGUCCUCACAAAGUGUCAGAUCAGGGAAGCCAAUGGGAAUAUUCCUCAUGAGUUACUGAAGAGAUUGUCCACCUAUCUAAGUAGGGUCUUGGUUCGAAUCGCCAGAGAGGCCCAGAGACUAAGUCUCAUGUGCGCCAAGUGCACCAAACACGAGAUCCAGAGCGCUGUCAAGAUGGUGCUCUCCUGGUCUCUCUCCGAGAGUUGCAUAGGAGCUUCUGUAAAGGCUCUGUCUCUUUAUAACAUGAGCUCUGGGGACCAGUUCAACAGCUCAAAGAGCUCCCAGUGUGGCAUUGUGUUCUCAGUAGGUCGCUUUUUCAGGUGGAUGGUGGACAGCAAGGUGUCCACCCGCAUCCACCAGCACGCAGCUAUCUACCUGGCAGCCUGCAUGGAGAACCUCCUGGAGGAGGUCUAUCUCAGAUUACUGGAGAACCUAUCCUUACAGGGGAAAAGCAUGACAGAAGCCAUUGAGAAGAAGCUGGAGCAAACAAUUAGCAAUGAUGCAGAACUUUGGGGGCUUUUCCGGCCAAUUGAGCCAUUGAUCUGUGGGAAGAAUGCUUAUGGUGUGCCCUGCCUUCCGAGCUACCUGAGCCUAUAUACUGAUCGCUACCAGGCCAACGGGUCAAGCCAGGGGCCACUGUACAGUCACGCAGAGCUGAGGACCCUGGAGCAGUCCAUGCUGGCUACCUGUGUGGGCAGCAUCGCAGAACUCAGUGACCUGGUCUCUCACGCUAUGUAUUACCUGCAGCAGUUUGGUGCCAAGUGUCACGGGACGGGUUCACAGGUGCACUUCAGACAGGGGCCAUACUCCUGGGAGCCUGAGGCUCUUCACUCUCUGUAUUACUAUAUGCACUGCCCCCAGAUGGAGUGGGAGAACCCUAACAUCGAGCCAUCCAGAGUCAAGCUGGCUACUGAGAGGCCAUACGAGGUUCUCCCACCAGUGGUUGAAUGGAUCCGAGUGUGCAUUGUACAUACUGAGCACAGGCACAGUGUGGUGGUGGACAGCAAUGAUGUGCGUCAAGCUGCCCGGCUCCUACUCCCUGGCGUGGAUUGUGAGCCCCGACAACUGAGGGCUGACAGCUGUGUGUGCAGAUCCCGCAGACUGAACGCCAAGGAGGCAGAGCUGAAGCUGAGACAGGACUUGGGCUUUCAGAUGCUGAGCUGUGGCCGUACAGACUUGGUGAAGCCAGCGGCUGGGCUGCUGGGACCAGAGGGGACCAACACUCUGAAUGAACAGGGAAUGAGCCCACUGAUGUACGCUUGUGCUAGUGGAGAUGAAGCGAUGGUACAGGUACUGCUGGACUCCGGAGCAGACAUCGACAUCCAGGUCCCCAGCACAGCUCAGCAGUUCACAUCCGUCCAUGCGGAGACUCGACGCUGGACUGCACUCACCUUUGCCGUUGCAUUUGGACAUCUAGCGGUCACACAGCUUAUGUUAGAUGCAGGGGCCCACGUGGAAGGCUUUGUCAAUGAAGGAAGCUGUUCAGAAACACCUCUGCAACUGGCAGCAACAGCAGGUCACUUUGAGCUGGUCAACUUGUUACUUGAGAAAGGAGCUGAUCCCUUGGCUGGGGUGCUGGGGAAGAGUGGAGUGACUGCAUCCCUGCAAGGAAUUAGCAACCCCUUCAGCCAGGCUGCUGCCCAUGGCCACAGAAAUGUGCUGAGGAAGCUCCUGUCUCAGCCAGAGGUCUCAAAUGAAGACAUAUUAUCCCUGGAGGACAUCCUCGCGGAAGGGGCUGACGUAAGCUGCCCCCCGACUGUGAAGCCUGGACUGAGCCGCAGCAGCAAGGCCAGGCGGAAGGCCCUGCAGGAUGCCCUGUAUCAGAGCGCAGAGCACGAGUAUCUGGAUAUCACCAUGGAGCUCCGAAACCUCUCUGUGCCGUGGACGCUGCAUGCCUGGCUGAAAUCUCUGAGGACUUCCUUCAUCCAGGGCCGCUGGUCCAUUACGCAGUGCCUGCUGAAGGAAUUUGACGGCGUGAAGGACGUGUACUGUGAAGACAUGAUCUCUCAGGGGCUGCCGCUGAUGUUUGAUAUAUUCCAACAGAGCCAGAAUGAUGUGAUCGUUCGACAGAUGGCAGCCAUUUUCAGCCACUGCUACGGACCCUACCCCAUCCCCACCAUCCCGGAGUUUGGGCAGAAGAUAAAGCCUGCAAUUGAUCCAUCUUUGCUGAACAAUAAGGAGAAGUCUGAAAUCACAUUCCUGGUGGAAGGGAAACCUUUCUAUGGCCAACGUGCACUGCUGUCAGCAGCCUCUUCUCGUUUCAGGGGACUUAUUUCUGGUGCACCAUCUGCCAACACUCCAGCCUCCAGCCCCAUCCUGGUCAAGGAUAUUACAUACAGCACAUUUGAGGUGAUGGUUCAAUAUAUUUACAAUGGAGGGACAGGGGGCCUGGACGUCAGUAAAACCCAAGCCUUGGAGGUUCUCUCUGCUGCCAGUACCUUCAGACUGAAGGCUCUAAAACGCCACUGUGAGCUUAUCUGUUCAAAGAACAUGACCCUGAGUAACAGCGUACAGGUGUACCAACAAUCCAAGAUCCAUAAAGCCUCGGAGCUGCUCUCGUUCUGCAUUGGCUACUUUCUGAAGAACAUGGUGCCUCUGCUGGAGCUGGACUCCUUUCAACAGCUGCUUUUUGGUGCCUGCAAGACCACAAAAGGUGCGAGCAUUCUCACAGAACUGCAGGCAGCCCUAGCCUGCAGGAUGCAGGCCAUUUACCGACCAACAUCCAAGGAGACAAUGGUGUGACCUGGCCUUGAGCUGAACGUCAAGCUCACAAACAAUGUCUUCCAUUCCUGACCCAGUGAUUGCCAAUGGAAUCAACAGCUGUCUGGUGCAGUUUCAUCUAUGUGCUGAGGUUUCAGGGCACUGUAUAGUCGUGUGACCAAAGAGCACAUUUAAAUAAGCUACUGAGUGAAUUGUUUCUUAACUGCAAAUAAGAUACAUCUGAGUGUUGCCUUUUAAAGAGGUCCCUGUAUUUAUUGAGAGCUGGUUGCUCCAUCUGUCUCAAGCACUGUUUUGCUUUUACACCUACCCUCUUGUUUAUUCAGGCUCUUAAAAUGCCUGAGGCCUUUCUAAUGCACUUUAAUGUAAUCUAACUUUAUCUUCAAUGCGAUGCUCACUCCUCAAUGUAACUAAAACUCAGCUGUGCCGCAACUGGUGAGCUGAGUGCUGAAGUGUUUAACAUGUUGUACUGUACAGUGUGACUCUACCUCACACUCUACCUUGAGGCUCUUCUGUCAGUAUCAAAAAACAUGCGAAAAAACAGAAGUGUCUGGGAACACUCAGCAGGUCAG
Messenger RNA from Callorhinchus milii (elephant shark), 3596 nucleotides. Its product is annotated as ankyrin repeat and BTB/POZ domain-containing protein BTBD11. The record is from RefSeq and is a predicted model, not a curated record. NCBI's taxonomy places the organism in Eukaryota, Metazoa, Chordata, Chondrichthyes, Chimaeriformes, Callorhinchidae. Gene Ontology annotation, molecular function: protein heterodimerization activity. Bases 1 to 3048 code for a protein of 1015 amino acids. The transcript is spliced from 17 exons.